GCUCUCGUUCGUGCCAACAGUCCCACCCAUAUCAGGGGAAUUUCUGACGAAUUCCUGCUGUUCUGGAGAAAAAUCAACUCAGGUUAUUUUGUGUUAUUUUUAAUUAAACAUAAUAAAAAGAUCACAAGGAACGAUAUUACAGCAGAUAAAAAAAUAUAGCUGACCGGGACUUUAAUAACGCCAAAAGCUGAUUUUUAUUUCCAAAUGUUUUAAAAAAAGCGUCCCAUUUCGUAUUUAAAAAAAUGGCAUUACACUCGUAGUUAAGCCAUACUGACUGGUGGAGCAGUCUUUCCUCUGUGAGGGCGGGGCGCCGCUGAAACCACUCACUUCAGUCAGCUGCAGCCAUCUUGCUCAGCGCCUCGGGUUAGAACAUUUUAAAAAUUUAAGUCGUUAAACUUGUUGCAAACCCCAUUUUUGCUCAACAAAAAGGCGUGGAAUAAAAUUCCAAAGAGAAAUACUUCGAAUAAAUAUAACCACGACGGAGUCUGAUAAAAACAUUCGGUGAAAACCGGAUAGCCUCGGUACGAUGUUGUACUCCCUCGUAGAUCCCUUGGAAUGACAGCUGAAGCCAUUGGUACCGCCUUUUACCGUGCUGAGCAGCCAAUCAGAGCGCCCGAAACUACCCGGUUGGCUGUUGUGCGCAGGCGCACGUCAGUUGGUAAGCACCUCACUUUUCACAAGCUUGCAAGAGUGUGAAGAUGGCGGUUGGCCCCGGCCCGCUGGAAGAACUCUUUUUACAGUCAGGGGUGAAUAAAGCGGUAGUUUGUCAUCUUUCACGGUCUGUAGACUCACGGUUGUCGUUCAUGUGUCACAAUAACAGUUUGGGUAAUAAACGAGGCAGUCGGUAACUACAUUGCAAUAGUUCCGGGACUAAGGGAGUCGCGAGCUAAUGUCCAGCUGGGACUUGUUGGUCAAGACGAUUGCUUAGCAAAGCAGCAGGUACGGCGUACGUCGCUUUCUCAUUGAUCUCUCGGCUUACACACGACAAGAAGAACGCAGCGGAGCAAACUGCAAGGAGUAGUAGAUGUGCCACAGACUUUCCCCAUCACACUCGAGCGUUGGUGCUCCUUGUUUGAACAAGUUGAAGUGCGGGGAGGUCUCCACAUGACGAGCUCCCCGUGGUUCAUCGAUGGCCAGCACCGACUCCAGCGCGGGACACGAGCCGGGCGAAACGCCCGAUGCCGGUGACCGUGUAACGUCGCUCCCGAACCACUCGGGGAAAGUCGGCUCAAACUCGGCGCAGACUUUCAAUGGGAGCCAAACUAUGAACAAUCACAAUUCAGGAAGCGCUGCUGCUGUCGAGAGGACGGCGACAAGUGCUCCCGGGACCCCGGCGGCGGGCAGCGGCGGGGCAGUGCUGUCGAAGGGGCUGCUGACCAUGCCCCCCUCGUCGGGCGGCGUGAUUCAGGCUCCGCUCCUGAACUCGGAUGGUGAUGGUGUUGCUGCCGCGGCUCAAGCUGUGAGUCAGGCUCCGGGACACACAGUGACACUCAUCCGGCAGCCUAUGCAAACCCCGGGAUCCUCUGUGACUCUGAAUGGGAACAAUUCUGCAAACUCCGCUGCUGCUGCCGGCAGCACAACAGACCAGGCAGCUGUUGGCGUCCAAACAAACAAUGCAGCUCCACACAUUAUCAAAGCAGAGCCCCCCACAACCCUACUACAGUCAUCCCCGCAGCCCGUCCUGAGCGCCCCGCAGCCCCCCUCAAUGGCAGCUGGGGGGCUCCGGGCUCCGAACCCUCAGAUGUUGGCUCCUAGACUCCCUCAGACCUCCACGGGACAGCCCAGUGUUCACAACAUUCAGCUUCCCCCUGGAAUGGUGCUUGUGCGCAGUGAGAGUGGACAGCUGCUGAUGAUUCCUCAGCAGGCCCUUGCUCAAAUGCAAGCCCAGGUCCAGGGGGGCAUGGCCCCUCGGCCAUCUACACCAACUAAUAUGCCUCUGGGCCAGCCUCUCGGAAACACAAUCAUCAGUAGGCAGGUGUCUCCGAGCGCCAUCAGCCGACAAAGCUGUCCAGCCCCAACGCCACUCACUGCUUCUACCACUCUUCACAGGCCUCCCAUCCUGCAGAGCUCAGUCGGGGCCACUCCUAUGGCCCAGAGGACUCUCAGCCAACCAGUUGGGAACACCAUUACCACAGUAACAGUGAGCAAAGAAACUUUGGAGAACGUAAAGAAAUGCAAAAACUUCCUGGCAACACUCAUCAAGCUGGCCUCCAGUGGGAAACAGUCAUCAGAGACUGCAGCCAGCGUGAGAGAGCUGAUCAAAGAACUUCUGGAGGGCAAGGUGGAAGCUGAAGAGUUCACAAGCAGAUUGUACAAAGAGCUCAACUCCUCACCCCAACCGUACCUCGUGCCUUUCCUCAAGAGAAGCCUCCCAGCCUUAAGGCAGCUCACCCCAGACUCGGCGGCUUUCAUCCAGCAGAGUCAGCAUCCACAGGCAGCCUCAGGUCCAGUGUCCUCCUCUUCCUCCAGCACUGUGGUUCAGGGGAGCCCAGCCCCACGCCUGGCUGCUCCAGCCAUCAAACCCCAGCUUCAACCAGCCACUAACAAACCAGGACACCCCACCCCGCUGCUUGUCCAGUCGCAGCAGAGAACGGUGCUGAGGCCUCAGCUAGCCACGGCGUCCACCCCAAUGAUGGCGGUGAGGAAUCAGGUUCCUGCUCGCAUCAUUGUGGGACAGCAUCAGGUCCAGCUGAAGGAACUGCAGCCAGUUCCCUUGAGACCAGAUGGGGCUCUUGUCUCUAAACAAGUCUUCGCUGCAGCCUUGACCCCGGCUCAGAGGAACAAGCUGAAGGAGGCGGGGGGCACUUUCAAAGAUGAUGACGACAUCAACGACGUGGCUUCCAUGGCUGGAGUAAACCUCUCAGAGGAAAGCGCUAAUAUCUUAGCCACCAACUCUGGGCUAGUUGGUGCAGUGACGCAUUCCUGCAAGGAUGAAGCUUUCCUGUCCUGCGCUGUGCUGCAAAGGAGAAUGUUGGAGAUCAGUAAGAGGCACGGAGUCACAGACCUGGGCACAGAUGUAGUGACCUUCAUCUCCCAUGCUACUCAGCAGCGACUUCAGAACCUGCUGGAAAAAGUUUCUUUUGUGGCUCAGCAGAAAAACAUCAAUUUAAAGGAGAGUGAGAACUACGAGCAGAGCAGCGACGUUCGAGCGCAGCUGAAGUUCUUCGAGCAGCUGGAUCAGUUGGAGAAGCAGCGAAAAGAAGAGCAGGAGAGGGAGAUCCUCUUAAAGGCCGCUAAGUCUCGAGCUCGGCAGGAGGAUCCUGAGCAGCUGCGUCUGAAGCAAAAGGCAAAGGAGAUGCAGCAGCAGGAGCUGGCUCAGAUGAGGCAGAGGGAGGCCAACCUCACGGCUCUGGCAGCCAUCGGCCCCAGGAAGAAGAGGAAGAACCUGGACUCUCCAUCCUCCUCCGCCUCAGCCGAGGGAUCCGGAACAGGCUCCUCCCUGAUGGGCGGGGCUGGAUCAUCAAGCUCCAGACCCACGCGGCAGCGCAUCACACGCGUCAAUCUCAGGGACCUGCUCUUCUGUUUGGAAGACGAGAGGUUUACCAGUCGCUCCCAUUUUCUCUACAAGGGCUUUCUAAAAUAGGCUUGAUGUCGGGGGGGGGGGGGG
This is a messenger RNA of Oryzias latipes (Japanese medaka), 3607 nucleotides long. RefSeq names its product TAF4A RNA polymerase II, TATA box binding protein (TBP)-associated factor (gene taf4a). The record is from RefSeq and is a predicted model, not a curated record. Gene Ontology annotation, molecular function: RNA polymerase II general transcription initiation factor activity; protein heterodimerization activity; DNA binding. Gene Ontology annotation, biological process: transcription initiation at RNA polymerase II promoter; DNA-templated transcription. Gene Ontology annotation, cellular component: transcription factor TFIID complex. NCBI's taxonomy places the organism in Eukaryota, Metazoa, Chordata, Actinopteri, Beloniformes, Adrianichthyidae.